AUGUCCUUCCCGUACAAGCACUUCCUCAUAAUCGGCGCAACCUCAGGCAUUGGCCGCGCCGUGGCCGAUCGCCUCAUCGAGAACGGCGCCAAAGUGAUUGCCGUCGGCCGGCGCAAGGACCGCCUCGACGAAUUUGUGGCCAAGCACGGUGAGGACAAGGCGUCGUCCAUCGUCUUCGACAUCAGCCAGCUUGAUAAGAUCCCGCAGUUUGCAAAGGACGUCGCGGCAAAGUACCCCGACCUCGACGGUGUUUGGCUCAAUGCCGGUCUCCAGCGACAAUAUGAUAUGGCCAGUGAUGACUGGGACUUUGAGAGCUUCCAGAACGAGUUCCAUGUGAAUGUGUUUAGCAUCGUGGCGCUUGCGCGUGCAUUUUUGCCGUACUUGAAGUUGAAGGCUGAGACUGUGCCUGCUAGUCUUAUCUUUACCGGUACCAACCUGUCUAUCAUUCCCAUGGCCUGGGCGCCGGGCUACUCCGGGUCUAAGGCGGCACUGAACGUUUUCAUACUUUCGCUGCGUGGACAGUUGAAGGGCAAGAGCAAGGUCAAAAUCAUCGAAGUCAUGCCUCCUGCGGUUCAAACCGAGCUACACGACUAUAUGGGAGAAAAAGGCGCCACACUUGGAAUGCCAAUCGAUCAAUUUACAAACGAGGCAUUCGAGGGUCUUGAAGCGGGCAAGGAUACAGUUGUUGUGGGGUACAUCCCGCCUCGGGAGGUGUUCUUCGACAUUCUUGAGAAACGGCGCAAGACGUUUGAGGGGCUGACAGACGCAACUCGGCCUCAUAUGGAUAGAAUAUACAUGAAUAGCGGCAUCUCAUCCCCCUCCCCCACUUUUCUAUCCUCCGAGCCAUCUUCAACUUUCAAUCUUCAGCUUUUCUCAUUGUACACUCGUUACACCUUAUACAUCACUCAUUCUUUCUCUGUGUCGCUUAUCGAUAAAACAAAAACACAAGAAACAAUGGCGCCAAUCCCAAUAACAAUCCUAACGGGCUUCCUGGGCUCAGGAAAAACCACCUUAUUGUUAAACCUCCUCCCGCAACUCCCCAAAACCUACAAACUCGCACUCCUAAAGAACGAAUUCGGCGACGUCGCCAUCGACUCCCAACUCGCCUCGACCUCCGCAAUCUCCGGCGUCCGCGAACUCCUCAACGGCUGCAUCUGCUGCAACCUCGUCGGGCAGCUCUCCGACGCGCUCACGCAACUUCGCUCCGAAAUCUCCCCACCACCAGACCGGAUCAUCAUCGAGACAUCGGGGAGCGCAUUCCCCGCAACGCUCGCGAUGGAAGUCAACCGGCUCGCGCGCGAGUCUCCGCCGGGCGAAGGGUAUAUCCUCGAUGGGGUCGUGAGCGUCAUUGACGUCGAGAAUUGGGCUGGGUACGAGGAUACGAGUUACACGGCGAAGAUCCAGGCGCGGUAUACGGAUUUGAUUGUGUUUAAUAAGUGGGAGGGGGUUUCGGAACGCAGGUUCGAUGAGGUCCUUGAUCGCGUCGGGGAUCUGGGGGUUGAGACGGCGUGGGUUAAGAGUGAUCGUGGACGGGUGGAGAAGGGGGUUCUCUUGGGGAUUGAUGGGGCGUUGGUUGCGAAGGAGGGGAUUGUGCUUGAGGAUGGUGAGCAUGGGCAUGGACAUGAGAAUGGGGACGGGCAUAAGCAUGAUCACCAAAGUGAAGUCGAAGUCCUGUCCCUCACGCUACGCACCGGAUCCAAUGGCGAAACCGGGACGGUUGAUAUCCCCGCUCUCGAACGACUUCUCUCAACAGCCUCCAAGGAAGAAGUCUAUCGGAUCAAGGGCAUCCUGCGGACCUCGCCGCUGACACCCCCCGCUACGUCCUCAGAUAACCUCGAUGAGCGGCCCGCAACGGCGGGUGACGGCAAGGCUAAAGCGGCGUACUAUAUUCUGAACUGGGCGUUUGGGCGCUGGACGUGCACUCCAUCGGAAACUGUUGCAGAGGCGUCUGAUCCGACUGUUCUGGCGAGGAUUACGCUCAUCCUUGCGCGCUAUGAGAGUGCGAAGUGGAAGAAGAAGUUGGAGGCUGGGGAUUUGGUCAAGGGGCAGGGCGGGAUUGGGGAGUUGAGUGUUGAGCGGCUUGUAUAG
Molecule: messenger RNA, 2088 nt
Organism: Aspergillus calidoustus
Lineage: Eukaryota; Fungi; Ascomycota; Eurotiomycetes; Eurotiales; Aspergillaceae
Source: the annotation of a GenBank genome assembly